UUAUCCGUGGCAACAUCAGCACACGGAACAGUCAUUGCACGGAUUCAGGCUGGGUUUUUAACGYGUCACUCAGCCCACCGCACUAAGGUUGCUUAGCCAUCUCUCCUUUGCGUGCCCUGGCGGCUUUAAGAAAGCAUCCUUUAUAACAUUUUACAUUAAUGAUAUUUCUUUUUGYGAUUCAGGCGGGCUGCCCGGCGGUGCCGUUGGCGACAGGCGGGGCUCGSCGCGCUUUCCGGCAGGCCGUUGUCCCGGUAACGAGGCGCUGGGUCGCGAACCGCCGCCGCCCGCGGUGCCUCCAUCCCGGUGCGGUGCGCUCCGCACAUCCCGGCCCGGCCCCCUCCGCAGGGACCGGGCCCUCCCGCCCCAACAUGGACAAGUACCAGGUGCUGGGGCUGGUGGGGGAGGGCACCUACGGGGUGGUGACCAAGUGCAGGAACAGGGAGAACGGGCAGAUCGUGGCCGUCAAGAAGUUCCUGGAGAGCGACGACGACGCGGCGGUGAGGAAAAUCGCCCUGAGGGAAAUCAAACUGCUCAAGCAACUCAGGCACGAGAAUCUGGUGAACCUGCUGGAUGUGUGUAAAAGGAAGAAGCGGUGGUACCUGGUGUUUGAAUUUGUGGAUCACACGGUGCUCGAUGACCUCGAGGCCUCUCCCGCUGGUCUGGACUACGACAGAGUUCGGAAAUACUUAUUUCAGAUUAUGAGAGGAAUUGCCUUUUGUCACAGCCAUAAUAUAAUCCAUCGGGAUAUCAAGCCAGAAAACAUACUGGUUUCCCAGUCGGGAGUUGUGAAACUGUGUGACUUCGGAUUUGCCCGGCCCUUGGCAACCUCCGGGGAAGUUUACACGGACUAUGUGGCGACCCGCUGGUACAGAGCCCCGGAGCUGCUGGUGGGGGAUAGCAAAUAUGGCAGGCCUGUGGACGUGUGGGCUGUUGGCUCCCUGAUAACAGAAAUGCUUACGGGAGAGCCCCUUUUCCCUGGUGACUCAGACAUUGAYCAGCUCUUCCAUAUCACCAAGUGCCUGGGUAGCUUAAUUCCAAGACACCAGGAGUUAUUCUAUAAAAAUCCCCUCUUUGCUGGCAUGAAGUUGCCUGAUGUGCAGGAGCUGGAAUCYCUGGAGAAACGCUAUCCCAAGCUCCCCGCUGCCGCUCUGGAUUUGGCCAAGGAGUGCUUGCAGAUUGACCCAGACAAGAGACCUUCCUGUGCCCAACUCUUGCAGGGCGAUUUCUUCAACAAGGACGGCUUCGCUGAAAGAUUUACUCAGGAACUUAAAGUAAAGAUCCAGAAAGAUGCCAGAGACCAUCAGUUACAAAAAAAAUCCAAAACCAGCAAAAGAGACAAAGAUGAUGUUUCAGAAGAAAGAAAAACGUUCAGUGUCCAGGAUUUUAGUGUGGGCCCAAGGAGCAAAGAUGCAAAGYUGAUAAAGACCAAGCCCCCUAAAGCUGAUGCAGAGAAAGCAGAUCGAUCCUCCAAGCUGGGCUUCCUCUACGACAGUGCAAUCAACCCAUUGAAAUUCAGCCCUCAGACCAGCCUGAAAGAUUCCAGCAGCAGCUUGGACUACGCCAAGAGCACAGGCACAGUUAUCCCUCCCAUUAACCAGAACUUUUCUCCUACAUUUGGGAUGGGUUCUGUGCCUGGGAGCCUCAAUUACAGACUUGAUGAAAAGAGUAAAAAAUACUUGAACCCGUUGCUAAAGGCACRGAAGCCUUCUCCAGUGGGCCGUUGCAGUGUCAGCUUGACACCGGUUACUAAUGAAAAACCCAUCCUUCAGGCAAGAAAGAAAAAAUGGGAAUUCCUCAAGGCAGAUGUGCGUUUGCCAGAACUAAAUCAUCUCCCUGAGCUGAGAGGAGCGGACGCUCGCCAUCCCAGAUUUCUGAAAAAGGAAAAUAGAAUGUUUGCAGAGUCCCGAGUCCCCUCCCUCGCUGCUAUCGACCUUCAUAACGCAAGUCUGGCUUCACAGCAGCUGUCAGGGACCUUGAUGCCGGAUGCAUCAGAAGCCAACUUUCCCAGGGUCGAGCACUAGCCUUGGGGAGAUGGUCACACCUGCCUGUAAAAGGUGACUGAACAGUGGGAACAAUCCAUCUGAGUUUCCAGGGGCAAAAGCUGCCAGGUCUCUGCAGGGGAGAGGAGGAUCCCUUACUCCUGUUGGUGCAGCAGAUGGCCACAGAAGUGGCUCGGGUCCAGGCCGAGGAUGGAGCUUGCACUGCCGUUGCUGCUGGAUUUCUUGCGUGCAAAAAGCCCCUGGAAUGUUGAUUUUCUGGCUUAGGGCCAGGUCUUGUCUGAGCAGAGUAGUGGUUAUUGGUGUGUGACAAGGGCAGGAGCUGGUGUGGAGGACUCUGAAGGAAACUGGGCUUUCUUUUGUCCAGCUGCUGCCCGCRUGAGGGGUUUCUUUUGAAAUGAGUAGUGACGAGAGCAGCUGCCAAAAUUCUCAUCUUCCWGUGGGCUGCCUGAUCUGGAUCGAAAAACACCUUUGCCUUGACAAUGAAGAAAAUGUUUGCCUAAGAAAUACCAUGUUUAAGUGUGCAAAUCUUCAGCUGUUCCUUUGAAACCCUUGCUAAUGCACUUGUCACUUUKUUUAGGUUGUUUUUCCCUUCACAUUUUUGACCCCGUGUUUGGGCACUUGUCUUUGGGGUUUUUUAACUGGGUCUGUUAUCUGGCUGUUGUUCAUGGGGAAGGAAGGAAUAUCCCUGUGGAGUACUGAGCUGUGAUGCAGGUUACAUAUGGAAUGGCUCAGUAACUCAAGUCAUCAUUCCUUUAGGUUCCUCAGGAGAAUGGGACAGUGAAACUUGACUGUUAGGAAACAAUUUUUGCUUAUUGCCCUCAGUGUCCAUGUGGUCAGUUUUGUGCUGUCCCUGUGUUGCUUACCACUCUGUUUUCCAUCACCUGUCACAACUCACACAGUGUCAUUAACUUUGGAACCUAUUUUUCCACAAAAUACAGCCUUUCCCAUUGAUGGAUCAUGACCGAAUCUGGUCUGAGCUCUGUGUAUUUAGGGAUUUGUCUCUGUGCUGUGUCUUGACAUGUUCAUUUCAUUUGUAAAUAAACAGAUCCUCCAAUUCCA
Messenger RNA from Malurus melanocephalus (red-backed fairy wren), 3059 nucleotides. It is a transcript of the gene CDKL2, whose product is annotated as cyclin dependent kinase like 2. Gene Ontology annotation, cellular component: nucleus. Gene Ontology annotation, molecular function: ATP binding; cyclin-dependent protein serine/threonine kinase activity. Lineage: Eukaryota; Metazoa; Chordata; Aves; Passeriformes; Maluridae. Gene Ontology annotation, biological process: protein phosphorylation. The coding region runs from base 159 to 2021 and encodes 620 amino acids. The record is from RefSeq and is a predicted model, not a curated record. The transcript is spliced from 13 exons.